This is a messenger RNA of Cavenderia fasciculata, 1416 nucleotides long. It is a transcript of the gene selD, whose product is annotated as selenide water dikinase. Lineage: Eukaryota; Evosea; Eumycetozoa; Acytosteliales; Cavenderiaceae. The record is from RefSeq and is a predicted model, not a curated record. Gene Ontology annotation, molecular function: selenide, water dikinase activity; ATP binding. Bases 1 to 1416 code for a protein of 471 amino acids. The transcript is spliced from 5 exons. Gene Ontology annotation, cellular component: cytoplasm. Gene Ontology annotation, biological process: L-selenocysteine biosynthetic process.
AUGACAACCUAUGAAUUCGAUCAUGAAGAAGAUAUUUUACAACCAUUAUCCAACCUUCUUUAUGGUGUAUCAUUAGAAGAUUACAGAUACUGGAGAGAGAAUCAAACACUUAGACUUGCAAAGUAUAAACCCAAAUACAAUCAUCAACAUCUAGAACACAAGGUUGCCACUGUCAAGCUCCUAGUCUGUGGUCACUCUGGAACCAAAAAGUACCACCCCAAUCAUUUAAAGCCAGUCUCUAAAGGAACCGUCUAUCUUUCCGAUGGCUAUGACUACAUGUUGUUACAACGUUAUAAAGAGAUCAAUCUUGAAAUCAAUAGAGCCAUGAAUUUGGUGGCUCGAGCCAAAAAGAAUGCACUUUCGAGAAUCAAAGGUUUCAAUUUCAACAGAGACCCAAAGACUGGCGAACCAGUAAUGUCGUUCUUUGGAGAAUUUAAAAACAAAGAACAAGAAGAAGAUAUAGAAAGAGAAAGAAUGGGAAGUAAACAAGAAGAGUUACUUUUUAUGGUUUCUACUACUGAUUUCUUUUUCCCAAAUUGUGAUGAUCCUUAUCUUAUGGGUAAGAUAGCAUGUGCAAACGUACUAUCAGAUCUCUAUUCCUUUGGUAUUGCAGAUUGUGACAAUAUGUUGAUGAUCUUGGCAGGUUCUACCGAUAUGACCCCAGAACAAAGAACUUGGAGUACUAGAGGAAUGAUCAAUGGUUUUAAUGAUAAUGCAAAGAUUGCAGGAACAAAUAUAACGGGUGGACAAACUGUAAAGAAUCCAUGGCCUAUUAUUGGAGGUGUAGCAACAUCUGUGGUUAAAAAGGACGAGUUUAUCAUGCCAGUUGGAGCUGUUGCUGGUGAUGUAUUGGUGUUGACCAAACCACUAGGAACACAGGUGUGUGCCAACGCACAUCAAUGGUUACAAGGAUUCCCAGAGAAAUGGGAGCGUAUCACUGGUGUAGUCACUCGUGAGCAGAUUAUCGAGUGUUGGGCAUAUGCUGUAAACUCAAUGGCACGUCUCAACAGAACCGGUGCAAGAAUGAUGAUGAAACACGGUGCACACGCAUGUACCGAUGUCACUGGAUUCGGUCUGUUGGGACACUCGAUGAAUUUGGCCAAGAACCAAAACGCAGCAGUCUACUUUGAAAUUGACACGUUGCCAAUCAUGCAAGGCAUGGUAGAGAUUGACGCCACUCUAAACUACAACUACAACCUCCUCAAGGGUAUGAGUGCAGAGACGAGUGGUGGUCUGUUGGUUGCCUUGCCUGCCGACAAGGCUCAGGCAUUUAUCGACGACAUGCAAGAAAUCGAUAAACAACCAGCUUGGAUCAUCGGCAAGGUUAAAGCAAGUGAUAAACCUCAAUCUGAAAAUUACUCCUAUCUCGUAGAUAAUUUAAAUAUUAUUAAUGUUUUACCAAAUAAUAAUUUUUAA